Molecule: messenger RNA, 846 nt
Organism: Puccinia graminis f. sp. tritici CRL 75-36-700-3
Lineage: Eukaryota; Fungi; Basidiomycota; Pucciniomycetes; Pucciniales; Pucciniaceae
Exons: 3
Coding region: 1-846 (281 amino acids)
Source: RefSeq, a predicted model, not a curated record
AUGGGGCCUGAAGACUAUUCCACCUACCUUGACGGCGUGGAUCAAAUUACCAAUUGGUUGGACGAUCAGCCCUCAGACAAUGACGCUCUUGCUUCGGAAAGUCGUUCAGUAUCAGUUGUGAACACGGCGGCAAACACACAGCAGGAAGAACCAAACUCUGAGGACAAGGGCAAGAAUAAGUCUGAGGAUUUCAAGGUUUCGAUUGAGUACAAAUUGUAUGUUGCGCUCAAAAAACCAAAGCCUACUACUACCCGCGCAGGACGAAAGGCAGUGGCCUCCGAGACAAACGACAAAUACAGCAAACUUGUUUCAAAACCGAACAAACUAUCUUUUACUUGGAACGCUUCGAACACAAACCUUGACGUUUUCAAAGAAGCCGUGCUUGAAAUCCUUCGUGCUUUGGAACCGUCACAGGUGUUCGGACUCGCAGAGAAGCAAGAGAAGGCCAAGAAUCUCUGCUGGUAUGCAAUCAUCCCUUACGGUGGUCAAUUCGUUGAGAAAAACCAGACGAUGUUGGACAACUCCAAAAUCUUUUUGAAGUUUCUUGAGGUGGCCGAGGGAAAGGGGGAAGCGAAGAUCCACUUGGUCCAAAAUGAUCCCAAGGCAAUUGCGGAGCGAGACAAAGCUUUAAAACAACUGUCCGAGCAGGAAAAAGCCAACGAUGAAGAUGAAGCUCCCUCAUCCGAGCCAACAGCUGGCGCAAGUUUGAACAAGAAAAUCAUCGAUAACAUGUGGUUGAUCAGAGCAACUCACAUGCCAAAGGAAGACUUGACCGGUUCAAUGGAGCUCCCGGUGAUGGUCGACCCCGCGGAUUCGAGGCGGUUCAUUGCACUUAGUCCGGAUUGA